This is a messenger RNA of Aspergillus wentii DTO 134E9, 1006 nucleotides long. RefSeq names its product histidine phosphatase family protein. Gene Ontology annotation, biological process: ribose phosphate biosynthetic process. The coding region runs from base 81 to 785 and encodes 234 amino acids. The record is from RefSeq and is a predicted model, not a curated record. NCBI's taxonomy places the organism in Eukaryota, Fungi, Ascomycota, Eurotiomycetes, Eurotiales, Aspergillaceae. The transcript is spliced from 4 exons. Gene Ontology annotation, molecular function: sedoheptulose-bisphosphatase activity.
UCCCACAAUCUUAAUUACCCCUCAUUAUUCCAAUCUCAACGACCAAGUAACAUACAACAAUUAAUAUCAAAAUAUUCAAAAUGCCCGACAAGGACGCCGGUACUCCCCGCGUUUUCCUCUACCGCCACGGCCAGACGGAGUGGUCCCAGAGCGGCCGCUACACGGGCGUCUCCGAGAUCCCACUCACGGAGCACGGCGAGAAGCAGGUCCUCGCGUCUGGCAAGAUCAUUGUCGGUGAUGGCAAAUUGAUUGACCCCGCCAAGUUGGCGCAUGUCUACAUCAGUCCUCGGCAGAGAGCGCAGCAGACAUUUAACAUUUCCUUCAGCGAUGCGGAUAAGCAGAAGCUGAGGGAUGCCAACAAGGUGUCUGACACUGAGCGACUUGCCGAAUGGGGGUAUGGUCUGUAUGAGGGACUGUUGACCAAGGAGAUCAGAGCGUUGAGAAAGGAGCAUGGUCUUGACGCCGACAAGGAGUGGGAUAUUUGGGCUGAUGGCUGUGAGGAGGGAGAAUCUCCUCAACAAGUCACAGACCGUCUGGACAGUCUCAUUCAGGAAAUUCGCGCCAUCCACGCUGGCAACAUGCACGGCGAGAACCCCUGCGAUGUUGUCCUCGUUGCCCAUGGCCAUACCCUCCGUGCAUUCACCAAGCGCUGGCUGGGAUAUCCCAUGGAUUUCCCCCUUUCGAUGAUGCUUGAGCCUGGUGCUGUUGGCGUCCUCAGUUAUCAACACCAUAGCAUCGAUGAGCCUGCCUUCCUGGUUGGAUAUGGAUUCCCCUUCCCGGAGUAAAUUAUCCUGUAAAUAGUUUAGACCUGCAUUUGAUGCUUUUAUAGAAUUAUAUUGGAUUUAUUGUUAUUGCGGUAUCCCGUGUAUAUCAGCACGCUAGGGGUUUCGAGGGGUCAAGUGAUCAGAUAUAUAUUUCCAGGAUAAUGGACAUGCAUGAUAUAAAUAAAACUAUCGAUCCCUGGCAAUACGCAGUCCUAAAUAAAGUCAAUAUACUCUAUCUGCCA